AUGACGGAAAUCGCUGAUGUUCCAAACGCAGGCGACAGCCCAAUCUCAGAGCUGCACCUCGCGGUGGACGAAUACUACUCGGACCGCGGGCGCAUGUACAAAUGUCGUAGCCCUCUGGACUUCCUUUCUGAUCACGAACGCAUGGCCGCCGCAAAGCACCUGCCUCUCAACCUCGAGGAAAGAGCGAUCGUGAAUCGCCUUGGAGUCGACAUCCUCAGACCCUCCUUGGAGCGAGUUAUACAAGCUACGCCCACCCUUGCAAGCCUGUCCCCCGUCGAUCGCCAGGUGAUUGAGGUGCUGUUCCGUCUCGACGCAGCAACGCUCAUUCCCCAUAAACAGGCCCUCAUCGACGAGUUCUGCUCCGAAGCGACCGUGCUGUUGGAAGCCAAGACUCACCAUUUUCACCCAAACUCGACCACGCCUUCGAACACGGCCAAUUCCUUAUUCUCGCUCCUUGUUGCCGUUUCCCGCGAGACCCACGGACUGAUAAUCAUCGAUUUAUGGGUCAGAGCGAAUCUCAUACCCGCCAUGGAACGCGUCUCUCAUGUUCUUCAGUCAAGCGCGAUCGCUCGCUCUUCUCUUGAGCUGAAAACAGAUCAACCUAUGGCCUCGUCCGAGCCCGUCGUUUCUCUCAUUCCGGCGGAGCUCGAGCAAACCAUCUCAAUUGCGACCACGUCGGUCAGCGGUGUACAAGAGGACGUAACGUCGACCGGCGGUGUAGCUGAGGUAGCCACCGUUGUCGACCCCGUCAGCAAUGCCCCAGCAGUGUCCAGCUUUGAGGUGAUAGCUCUCCCGGAGGAGUUGGCCUCCUCGCUGCUCGAAGAGACGCGUGAGUCGUCAGAUAUCCUGCUUCUGCAAUCGUUCCUGAUCGGGUUCUCCCAAGCGCCCCAGAAGCGCAAGAAUGAGGACCAGCCUGAGAUGAGCUCGCCACCGUUGAAGAAGGCGAAGACUACUGCGGGGGCCCUCAAGCGCGCCACCAGCAUGGCAUGUCGGAUCCCAGUCGCUCGCAAAUCAACUGCGAUCGACAAGGGCAAGGAGGUAGCCGCGCCGCCCAGUGACGGCGAGUCCGCCGCGCCGAAGAUGAAGGGUUCCAGGAGCGCUGCAUUCCUUCGCAAGCCUUUCGGCCCUACGCCGCCGCUACCGAAAUGGAAGCCGCUCUGCCGAGUCGGAUUUCCAAUCAGUCUGAGGCAGCUCGGGGCCCGCGGGAUAAUCUUGUUCAACCUUGGUGCUCUAGAGGGGAUGCAACGAGUCCCGACGUUCAACCCCUUCCCUGGGCCCCACGCAUGUGCCAGCGACUGA
Molecule: messenger RNA, 1299 nt
Organism: Schizophyllum commune H4-8
Lineage: Eukaryota; Fungi; Basidiomycota; Agaricomycetes; Agaricales; Schizophyllaceae
Exons: 6
Coding region: 1-1299 (432 amino acids)
Source: RefSeq, a predicted model, not a curated record